UUUUCAUCAUCUACAACAGAAAAAAUGCCAAAAUUCGUACCGCGUCAGAGGAAACAUAAAGUCCUUGCGCGUGAGAAGGCGUUACAAAAUGGCGCCCGAGAUGGUGGAGAUGUACCUCCGCAGACGGACAGCAAUGCGCUGGAAAUUCUCCCCGACGCUCAGAAAGCAGACCGUGAAGCUAGAAGAGCUCAGUUGAGAAAUGAAUUGAAGGGCGAAGUUAAGGUUAGCGGCAAAAAGGCCAAGCGCCUUGAAAAAUAUAUCGACAACAAGCUUAAAAAGGAUGAGAAUCGAGUUCUCCUGGCCGAAUUAGCUAAGAAUAAGAUCGACACAAGUUUAUUUUCGAGUAGUCGAAGUCUCGGUCAGGGGAAAGAGACGAAACGCCAGGCACUUAGUCGCGUCUUGAGAGAACGAAGAGCAGGAGUUGGUGGGGAUGAUGAUGAUGUCCUCUUCGAAACUAAGGAUGCUCCCGCAAGCGAUGAAUCAGAGGAUGAUUUUGAAGCGCAUUCAAAAACUAGUCGCUUUAAAGGUCAAGGGAGCGGAUUUUCUCAGAAUGCUGCGCCCGCAGUCAAUGGAUCUACUACUAACGAUGCUAAAAUUGCUUUACCGGAAAAGCCAGCGGUUUCUGUGGGGUCUGGAUUAAAACGUCCCCUGGAAUUAGACGACGAGGGGCGACCAGUUAUACAAAAGAGACAGAAGCGCGGUGGCGUAAAGUCGAAGGUGCAUGCGAAGGCACAAAUCAUACUGCCUGAAAUAUCACCCGAGAGUGCGGAAGAACGCAUGGACGAGGAUGACGCUAGCGAUGACGAGUGGAAUGGGUUUAGCUCCGACGCGUCUGCCCACGAUUCGGCCAAGUCUCAGGAAUCCGAGGAAUCAUCCUCCGAGGAAGAUGAAUCUACAGAUCAAGAGUCGAGCAGCGAUGACGAAUCAUCUGAAGAGGAGGAAGACGUUUCGAAGAGAAAGGAGAGGUCCUCGGCUUUUAAAUCAUGGGCUCAUGAACAACGUAAUGCAGCUCUUGGAUAUGAGCCUGUCAAUAAUAAUAAUUCGGUUUUGAAUAUUACGGUCCCCAAGGAUUUCAAGCUACGACCGCUGGAGCAAGACCCGUUACCUAUGGAAUUACUUCCGACAAAGGACAGCGGGAGAAAGGCGUUUAGCGUUCCGGUACAGAGGACAUCUGAAAUACAAGAUGCGCGGCUUAAGCUACCGGUAGUAGCUGAGGAGCAGAAGAUUAUGGAAGCCAUUCACAACAACAAUGUAGUAGUAAUUUGUGGUGCUACUGGAUCGGGGAAAACAACACAAGUACCCCAGUUCCUAUUCGAAGCCGGGUACGGCUCGCCUAACUCACCUACACCAGGUAUGAUCGGAGUGACACAACCACGAAAAGUCGCUGCGGUCAGUAUGUCAAAGAGGAUUGGGCAAGAACUUGGUGACCGGUCAGACGCUGUUGCAUACCAGAUUCGAUUCGAGGGCACGGUUGAUGAUAAGACAGCAGUUAAAUUUAUGACGGAUGGUGUGCUUCUUCGUGAAGUCGCUAAUGAUAUCUCUCUUCGUAAAUAUUCUGCCAUUAUUAUCGACGAAGCUCACGAGAGGAGCGUCAACACAGAUAUUCUUGUUGGAAUGCUUAGCCGAGUCGUUAAGCUACGAGAGGAAAUGUCUAACGAAGACCCCAAGUUAGCUCCACUGAAGUUAAUUAUCAUGUCGGCCACUUUGCGAGUAGAUGAUUUCAUAAAAAAUCAAACAUUAUUCCCAAUACCGCCGCCGGUUCUUAACGUCGAGGGCCGGCAACAUGCGGUUACUAUGCACUUUUCUAGGCAGACCCGUCACGACUACGUCGACGAGGCCUUCAAGAAGAUUAUGAGAGGGCAUCGUAAGCUACCACCAGGUAGCUUCCUCGUCUUUCUUACUGGGCACGAUGAAAUACAAAGGCUGAGCAAGAAGCUCAAGCUUGCGACCGGUGCUAUGAAUCCUAUCGUAUAUCCGAAGGUUCGAAUAUCCGCCAACGAUGCUCCUUUAGAAGUCGAGGAUAUCGACUUCGGAGAAACUAAUGAAAUGGCAAAUGAUGAUUAUGACCUACCAUUUAUUGAUGAGGAAGAUGAGGAUGAGGAAGACGAGGGUGAAUUCGACGUUUCGGAGGAGGUUGGUUCGGGGCCCCUGAAGAUGCACGUCCUGCCCUUAUACUCAUUGUUACCCACGAGAGAACAAAUGCGAGUAUUUGACGAUCCGCCCGAGGGCUCGCGUGCCAUUAUACUUGCAACAAACGUUGCCGAGACAAGUUUAACGAUACCUGGCGUUCGCUACGUAUUUGACUCGGGGCGGUCUAAAGAACGAAGAUACAAUAGGGAAACUGGAGUGCAAAGCUACGAGAUCGGCUGGAUCAGUAAAGCUAGUGCGAACCAACGAGCCGGACGUGCUGGUCGAACUGGACCGGGUCACUGCUAUCGGCUAUACUCUUCUGCCGUGUAUGAGCGGGACUUCCCCGAGUUCGCCGACCCCGAAUUGCUGAGAAUGCCCAUCGAAGGCGUAGUGCUGCAGCUCAAGGCGAUGCGGCUACAACACGUAGUUAACUUUCCCUUUCCUACACCACCGGAACGGCAAAGCCUUGCUAAAGCUGAAAAACUGCUUCAGUACCUAUCAGCAAUCACCGAAUCGGGUCAGGCUACUCAAAUUGGCCAGACGAUGGCAAAGUUCCCUCUCCCACCCCGUUUUGCGCGUAUCCUUCUAGUUGGACAUCUCCACGACUGCUUACCAUAUACCGUGGCACUCGUUGCAGGAUUAUCUGUAGCGGAGGUGUUUAUCCCAGAAAGUCAAGCAAUACCAGCUCUGGCAGCGGAUCACGAACACGGCUUCCGCACCAACCAGGACGUAGCCGCGGAGAACCAGCAGAUCCUAGCGCGACGCAAGUAUAACGAAGUUCAUCGAAACUUCUGCUCGCUAGACGAUAGUUCCGACGCCAUCAAACUCCUCCAAGUCGUCGGAGAAUUCGCACACGACCCAACAGAACGAUGGUGUGAGAACCACUUCGUGCGCUUCAAAGCGCUCCAAGAAGCCCAGAAACUCCGCCGGCAGAUCACAAGCCUACUUCAGAAAGACAUUCCCGCAUUCGCCAACCUAACUUUCAAAGAAAAGCUAGACCGGCCCAGCCCCAAGCAAAUCACAGCCCUAAAGCAAAUGGUCGCCGCAGGCUUCAUCGACCAAGUCGCUAUCCGCGCCGACCUAGCCCCCUCCCCACCCGAAAUCUUCCGCAAACCCCGCCGCGCCAUCGACGUCCCCUACGUGCCCCUCAAACCCGCCGAAUCGGACCCCCGCGACCCCUUAGCCGGCCUAGUCUACAUCCACCCGUCGUCCUCGCUCGCGCACCGCAGUCCCCAGGAGUGUCCCGAGUACAUCGUGUACACAAACCUGCAGCGCGCGGCAGCAGCCGAUCCGUCCGCGCAGAAGAUCCCCAAGACGAGGAUGCUCGCGCUGACGGACGUCACGGGCGCGCAGCUGGCCGCGCUGGCGAAGGGGACGCCGUUGCUGUCGUACGGGAAGCCGAUUAAGGAGGUUCCGAGGACGGAUGGCACGCGCGAGUGCUGGGUCGUGCCGUAUAUGCGUGCGGAAGGAGGUGGUGGGUUGGGUUGGCCGUUGCCGGUGAGGAGGAUUGUGCAGAGGAAAGUUCCUGGGAAGGGGUGGGUUGCUGAGUGAUAUGGUAGAUUGGAUUAUGCUGCUUACCUAGGUAGAUUAGAGUGGGAAGACGGAUGCUUUUGUUAGCGGAGAGUAAUUCGUCGUUGUCAUGAGGUAUAUAUAUAAAAAAGGGAGGCGGCGAAAUUAACACGAUAAUCUAUUUACGCCCCUGGUGUUUAUGA
Messenger RNA from Daldinia vernicosa, 3842 nucleotides. RefSeq names its product P-loop containing nucleoside triphosphate hydrolase protein. Gene Ontology annotation, cellular component: intracellular anatomical structure; nucleolus. The record is from RefSeq and is a predicted model, not a curated record. Gene Ontology annotation, molecular function: RNA binding; ATP binding. Gene Ontology annotation, biological process: maturation of SSU-rRNA from tricistronic rRNA transcript (SSU-rRNA, 5.8S rRNA, LSU-rRNA). Lineage: Eukaryota; Fungi; Ascomycota; Sordariomycetes; Xylariales; Hypoxylaceae. The transcript has a single exon. Bases 25 to 3681 code for a protein of 1218 amino acids.